AUGGGGCUUGGGCGGAUCUGGAUCGCCCUCGACUACGCCUACCGCCGUUGCCACGAUGACCCGACUUGCUCCGUUUUCUGGGUACACGCCGACAGUGAAACCUCGUUUGCUCAGGAUUACAAGUUUAUUGCCCGAAAGCUGAGACUCCCGGAAAGCCUCUCGGGCAAUGAUCUACUAAUUGGAGUUCGCGAGGCGAUUGAGACGAAUGGGCGCUGGCUCUUGGUCAUCGAUAACGCGGACAACCUCCAGUUGUUCGGUGUACGAGACGCCCUACGGACUAGGGAUCAAGAUCAGACGGCAGACAAAACGGUCAACUUGGCCGAAUUCGUCCCACGAGGUCCCGUAGGUACGGUGCUGUGGACAAGCCGCGACAAGGGGAUCGGCAGCCUUGUCGGGGCCCAGCGGGCCAUCGAAGUGGCCCGCAUGACCGACGACGAGGCUAUGGAGCUGCUCAAGUCCGUUGGAGAUAUCGACAACGGCGACCUGGACGGCGCCGCGGAACUACUUGCCGAGCUCGGUUGUCUCGCGCUCGCUCUGUCUCAGGCAGCCGCAUUCAUCCGGCGGAUGGGGAUCACCAUAAGGCAGUACUUGUCACGACUGGCGAACCGUAAGAAGAGAUGGAGGAUGCUGCAGAAGUCUGUGCACGACCCACACCGAAGGGAGGGUUUGACAAACAGUAUUCUGAAGACGUGGGAUAUCUCGAUGGAACAGAUCCGGCAGGAAAACGAGGUCGCGUUCGAUAUCCUGCAUAUACUUGCCUUUCUGGACAACCAGAAUAUUCCGUUCGAUAUACUCUACCGGGCUGUAACUCUUCGUACCGAGGGGGUUACGGAUGACAACGAGGAUGACAACGAAGACGACAACGAAGACGACAACAAGUACGACAACAAGGACGACAACAAGGAGGAUGACGAGGACGACAGCGAGGAUGACAACGAGGAGGAUAACGAGGACGACAACGGGGACGACCACGAGGACGACCACGAGGACGACCAUGAGGACGACAGCGAGGACGACCACGAGGACGACCACGAGGACGACAGCGAGGACGACCACGAGGAGGAAGCGCUCCUGGCCGCUGCCCGUCUCCAAGAAUUCUCCUUUCUACACCGUCGCGCAUCCGAGGGCAAGAGUUGGGCAUACGAGAUGCACAAGCUGGUGCAGGAGGCCGCCCUAUACGCCUUGACCAGCGAGGACAGGCGAGAAGACCAAGUUUGGUAUUCGACGUUAGCGCUUCGGGUCGUCGCCGACCUGUUCCCGGAAAGUAAACGGGAGCACUGGGAGGAAUGCCAGAGAUAUGUGGCGCACGCACAGCGAGCGGCAGAAUGGUCGGGUUUGUGUGGAGAGGGGAUUCAAGCAUCGGAGCUUUUGACCGAAGUAUCGACCUACCAGCUCGAGUGCGGGACGAUCGCCGCGAGGGUGCCGGUCGCAAAGCUGGGCUACGAACUUCGACUGAAGAAACUUGGCAAAAGCCACCAUGACACAAUCCACAGCUGGUUAAUCGUCGCUGUGGCGUACUUUAAUCAGGGGAGGUACACGGAGGCAGAAAAGAUUGUCACAGAAGCCGUCGCGCUGCUGUGUGUUAUUGCUGGUCAGAGGCACAUCGCCACCAUCUCGAAUAUGGAGUUCCUCGGCAGUAUAUACAUCGAACAGGGGAGGUACGAGGAGGCAGAAAACAUUCAAGUCGAAGCCCUCGCACUACAACGUGAUACUUUUGGCGACAGGCACUCCAACACCAUCAGGGGUAUGGCGAAGCUCGCCAAUAUAUACAAUGGACAGGGGAGGGAGAAGGAGGCAGAGAAGAUCCAAGUCGAGGCCCUCACAUUACAACGUGAUAUUCUUGGCGAGAGGCACUCUGAUACCAUCUGGGGUAUGGCGGGGCUUGCCCGUAUAUACUAUAGUCAGGGGAGGAGCGAGCAGGCAGAGGAGUUAGGAACCAAAGCCCUCGCACUAGAGCGUGAAAUUCUGGGCGAGAGGCACCUCAGAACCAUCCAGUGUAUGACUAUCCUCGGCGCGAUAUACUACCAGCAGGGGAGGUACGAGAAGGCAGAGAAGCUCAAAGCUGAAGCCCUCGCACUAUACCGUGGUAUUUUGGGCGAGAGGCACCCCGAGACCAUCCGGGUCAUGGUACAUCUGGCUUUCACCCACUAUCGCCAGCAGCGCAGCUCUGAGGCCGUGGCUAUGAUGAGGGACUGUUCCGCCUUAUACCACGAGACAUUGGGGGUAGAUCACCCUCAAACACGAGUUUGUCGCGAGCAUUUGGAGAAGUGGGAGGAAGAGAGCGAGAAAUCGGGGCCUUUGGCGGCUCGGGCUCCGUAA
Messenger RNA from Chaetomium fimeti, 2319 nucleotides. RefSeq lists its product as uncharacterized. The coding region runs from base 1 to 2319 and encodes 772 amino acids. The record is from RefSeq and is a predicted model, not a curated record. Gene Ontology annotation, molecular function: protein binding. NCBI's taxonomy places the organism in Eukaryota, Fungi, Ascomycota, Sordariomycetes, Sordariales, Chaetomiaceae. The transcript has 2 exons.